UCAUCGUUUUAAUAAUGUACGUCGUUUUCUUGGAAAACCAUUUGUGAUUAUUUUUCUUAUAAUUUUUUAUUUGCUAUUAGUUAUUUUUGUUAAACACCACAUUAAUAGCAAACCUGAACCAUGAACACUAUCUCUAAUACAUUCCAAGAAGUAGAUAUAUGUCCGAAUACUUGUGAGGACCUCGGGGCAUUUGUGAAAUCCAAAGUGAAUCCUUUGGACGUGGUAGAAAAACAAAGAACAGCUCGAGAUGAGAAGCUUGCUAACUUAACUCCAGUAGCUGCUCCAAAGACGAGUGAAGAACCACCGCCUCCUGAUAAAGAAGAGGUUGAAGGACCAGUGCGUGUAACAGAACAUCCCAAAUUGAAACCAGGAAUAGAUGGAAAGGUCGAUUGGACACCACUCGGUGAGAUAACUGGCACAAGACCAGGAGUCAGUAAAUACUCUAUAAGCAGAUACUCGUUGGGGGAAUGGAGAGAGCACAACAACAAAAUCUUAAAUUCUGACAUAGUAACCGAAUCUAACAUUAUAGAUUAUAAUGCGAAGACCUCGAUGAUGCAGGCUUUUGGUAAUAUCGACAAACAACAGAUGGAAAACAACUGCAGGCUCAAACAAAAAGCGAGGGACAUUUACAGAUGGAAGACAGAAGUUGAGAGAUCUUGUAAGGAAAUUACCGAUGAAGUGGAAGCGCUUGAAAUUGAGAGACAGCGCCUAAAAGGAGCUUCUAGAGUGUUGAUGUUGCCCGAGUCGAUUUCUAAAGAGUGCCUGGAGCUCCGCUCGAAUCGAGCGGUAACAGAUUUAGUAGCUGAUCUUGCCGACAUAGAACUUCAAAAAGAAAUGAAGCUCGUUUCCGAAGUAAGGGUAACUUUAAAAACAACCCUAGAUAAAAUAGAAGAGCAAUUAAAGAUCGAUAAGGCAGCCAAACAUAGAAUUGAAUUUGACUGGUGUGACAAAACUAUGGCCUACAAUACUGAUGCUACAAAUUUGAGCCUAACCCCUAAGUCUUCGAUUAUAAUGUUUAGACCGGGUGCAACAAGGUUUGGAGAAUUGACAGCGCCUUUAGAAUACUGGGAGCACUUCUGUAGAGAAAAUAUUGAACAUUGCGAAGUGGUGCGACAAAAAUCAGCUGAUUUGCGGGGAACUCUAAAUGCUAUACUCAUAAACAAUGGAAGAAAAUUACGCACUCAGGCUGACAGAACUGAUAUGGCUUUAGCUGAAACUGUAGCUCUCACUUCUGAACUGGUCACUAAACUGGAACAAAAUUUAACAAGCACUCUUUAUAAAAUUGCCGAUAUAGAAAAUUUGAUUCAGAAUCUGCAAGAUGCUGUAAAGAAGACAGAUGCGUCUAUGAAGUUAGCUCAAACUAGACUUGAUAAUAGGAACAAUUGGAGACCGCAUGGCGAGAGCGUAAGAGACCAACCGCAUUUAGGUUUGAUUGAGGAAGUUAAGAUGAUUCAUGAAACUGUUACUUCGCUACUUGGACAGUUGAGGAACGCAGAGAGAGUGAGAACAGAUCUAAUGGAGAAAAGAAAGGAGCUUGAGCGUGAUAUUGCAGCGAAGAGGAAGACUUUGAAUAUAGAUAGAGAUAGAUGUGGCAUGGUUCGCUCUCACUACCCGUCUGCCUCAGAGCUAGCAGGAUUUUAAUGUGGUGUUUUUUUAUUUAUAG
Trichoplusia ni (cabbage looper) is the source of this 1663-nucleotide messenger RNA. Its product is annotated as tektin-4-like. The transcript has a single exon. Gene Ontology annotation, cellular component: nucleus; microtubule cytoskeleton. Lineage: Eukaryota; Metazoa; Arthropoda; Insecta; Lepidoptera; Noctuidae. Gene Ontology annotation, biological process: cilium movement involved in cell motility; cilium assembly. The record is from RefSeq and is a predicted model, not a curated record. Bases 121 to 1641 code for a protein of 506 amino acids.